GUCCUCCGGCGCGCUUCACCCGCGACACGCGCCGCUUGCGAAGUCAUGUGACAAGCGCACUAGGCGAGUGUCGGCCCUUCUCAUGGCGCGCUCCCCGAAGGCCAAGGCGGCUCAUCGCCGCAGCAGGAGCCACUCCCGGGAGCUCACCAGGAUCCGAGCUCAACUUUACGCAAAAGGUAACAUUCAGUCCAAUGGUGAUUGGAUGACGGUCUCGGGUCGGUCGCCGGACAAAGAGCAACCGCCCUCGCAGCAGAUCAGCCACGCCGAGCCGCUGGUGCAGUCGGUGCGUGCGUACCUGUCACGCGAACUGCCCGCCGAGCCGCCCUCGCCUUCGCCCCCGCUCUGCCAUGCCGACAUAGCGGCCGACACCGCGCACGAAGAGAUCAAAGGCAUCAACUUUGAGCCCCGCCUUCGUCGGAAUGAUCUGAACAAUAACGCGUCCGCCCGUCAGAACGAAUCGCGUGAAAUGCCUAACCUAGCAGAACUGUUGCAGCGACAGCCGCUGUUGUCGCGCAAGGCGGACGCCCCGCAGCCCACGACCGACGAAUCGGACCCAGAGCAUUCGCCCCAGCGCACCCACGCCGGUGACUUUAUCGUCGAACUGCCGCCGGGCACCAUCAGGGAAGAGCGUUACCCGAAAGAGAUAGGCAAGACCAUCGUGUCGUUCUUUUUCCUAUUUAUAUGCGUGUGUAUCAACAUGAUGUCCCUGUCGCUCGUUCACGAGCGGCUCCCGGACAGGAACACCACUGCGCCGCUCAGCGACAUCGUUCUCGACAACGUGACCGCUAGAGACUGGGGCCUGUCCGUCUCCGAGUACCUCAUAAUGAUUUCGACCACUGUGGCGAUGCUCGUCGUCAUUCUGCAUAAGCAUCGCUUCAUCGUCGCCCGCCGCCUCUUCUUCAUCAUCGGGCUACUCUACUUGUAUCGAUCUCUCACCAUGUACGUGACGGUCCUGCCCGUGUCCAGCACCACGUACUACUGCAGUCCGAAGAGCAACAACACUACGCCUCUCCUUAUCAUCAAGCGAAUGUUCUAUUUGAUAUCCGGGUUCGGGCUAUCGAUCAACGGCAAGCAUACUUACUGCGGAGACUUCAUUUACUCCGGGCACACCAUGAUCCUCGUGCUGAGCUACUUGAUAGUGGCGGAGUACUCGCCCAAGAAGCUGUGGCCGAUGCACUGGGCCAUGUGGGCAUCGGCGUGCGUGGGCGUGGUGUUCGUGCUGGUGGCCCACGGCCACUACACCGUGGACGUGGUCAUCGCCUACUACAUCACCACGCGCCUCUUCUGGACCUUCCACUCGCUGCUGGUGACGCCGCACCGCGCCGGUGGCGGCUACAACCACUACAUGAUCCAACGCGAGUGGUGGUACUGGCUGUUCACGUACCUGGAGGGCAACGUGCGCGGCCCCGUACCGCGCCGCUACGACUGGCCGCUCUUCUGGCCGCGCACGAAGCUCUUUAGCCGCCUCAGCUAGUGACGCGCGCGCCCGCCGUCGCCUCCGCCACCGGAACGCGUAUGACGCUCACCUUCUGCGAAUGCCGCUUCAGCACCUGCAGCUCUUUGGGGCUGGUUCGCGUGCAAAUCGCCAGAGUGAGCGUGUAGUCGAACUGAUGGACGAUCAAGUUCAGGUAGACGGUCUCCUCCCAGUCGAUCUCGGGGUCGCCGAUCGGGAGCUUCUUGGAGUCCUUGCGGAAGACCUCGACGUCGGUCUGCGAAAAAACAGGGCGGCGCCGCGGCGCUUUAGUGUGGAUCUGAAUGUGUCGCGUGUGGCUCCCGUCUUAAUGCCCUGUUCAUCUCUAUGCUUUUAUUGUUAGAAUAAGGCCGUGAACAAUAACAAAAGAUCAAUUGUAGAAACUAAAAUAUUUGAUUUAAUUGUUUUGUAUUAUAUAUUUUAUAAGUAGUUAUUAAUAGCAAUCAAUCUCGAGUCUAACAAAGAAGAUUCUAUUUAUUAACAAAAUAUACUGUGAUUCGUGUUUGAAAGUGACCGACUGAGGUUUUAGUGUGCAGUUAGUGAGUGCUCAUGUUGAUGAAUUUCUAAGUACAUUCUUGUUGUAAUACCUGCCUAAUGUAAUAAGAAAAAUAUUUUUAUAUUGUUUAAAUAAAGUACAUUAUAACUGUUUUUAAAAAAAGUUUUCUAUUUCCUACAUAAUAUAUAUAUAGAUAAAAUCCACAUGGUGCUAAUUUUAAAGAUUCUGGCUAAAGAAAAGAUGUUGCUAAGUACAUCAAUGUAUUCUGUGUCACUAAAUUCACACAUCAUUAUGAAAUUCAGGUCCAUAAAAUAUAUUAUAUGAUGAUACUCAGUUAAAUUGGUAAUUAAAUACAAUUAGCAGAUUGAAAUAAAAUAUUAAAAUAGCUCUUCUCUAAUAUAAACCUACAUUUGAUAUAAUCAAACAAUAAAAUAAUAUAUAUAUAUAGGUGUGGUUAUAAAAAUAAUUGGUUUAUAGUUUGUUUUCAUAUUAUGUACUCACUUCGUAUUUAGGAAGAUAUCGAGAUGACCCUUUAACAUGUCUCUUGCGAACAAAGAAGAGUAAGUCAUCACAGUCUAUAGACUGGUCUUCCUGGAACAGGAAGUGGCGCACAAACAAGUCAGUCCAAUAUGUGGUUCCUUGAAGUACUACAAAGCCAGAUUCUGAAAUAUUUAGGAUUAACUGAUGCAGCAGUGAUAUAUUUGUACCAUACCACACAAACAGCAUCUUACUUGCACUGCACAUCUUAUAUUUUCCCCGUGUUUAUCAAAGUCUUAAAUAUUAAAUUAAUGGAGAGUACGAAGUUACGUAGGCAGAGUGCCUUUGUUAUAUGUUUAUUUAAGCUUAAUGUUAAUGCUACGCCUUAAAAUGUGUUUUAAUAUAUAUAUAUAUAUACGUGUGUAAUUUAAUAAUCGUCAAUGUACUAUUUUUGUGGCUGCACUAAAUAUGUCCCAAUUCAUGUAUUGAUUUAGAAUAUUUUUUUACUGAACAAUGAUUGCCAAGGCUUUUAAUACAUAUGUAUAUAGUAAUAAGAAGGUAUAUGGGAAGGAAAGAAAUAUAUUGAAGGAAAAGAAAAAGUUAAAGUUUUGUAUUAUUAAAUACCUUAAUGUCUCUGUACAGUCACAAUGGCAAAAAAAUUUUUUGUUGUUUUUGAAUUUGUUGCUAAUAUGUUCAUAAUAGUUUGAACACAAAAUUGUUAUUUUUACUCAAAUAAUUAUACCGAUAUAAUGCUAGGACAAAUUGUUUGUGAUAUCCAAAAUUUGUAUUUUUCAUUCGAUUUGUUGAUAAUUUAUAACAUAACAUUCCAAAUAGUUUUAAGUUGCAUUUUGAAUGGGUAUUCAUCAAGUUCAACAGUAGGCACUAUUAUUACUUUAAAGACUAUUGUGAAUGUCAUAACUCAUAACAUAACUACACAAAAAUUCUGUUACAUGUUGUUGUAAAUACCAGAUCAAUAAAUUGUUUCUAUAUAU
Molecule: messenger RNA, 3436 nt
Organism: Pieris napi
Lineage: Eukaryota; Metazoa; Arthropoda; Insecta; Lepidoptera; Pieridae
Product: phosphatidylcholine:ceramide cholinephosphotransferase 2-like
Exons: 2
Coding region: 83-1474 (463 amino acids)
Biological process (GO): ceramide biosynthetic process; sphingomyelin biosynthetic process
Cellular component (GO): endoplasmic reticulum membrane; Golgi membrane
Molecular function (GO): ceramide cholinephosphotransferase activity; sphingomyelin synthase activity
Source: RefSeq, a predicted model, not a curated record